This is a messenger RNA of Beta vulgaris subsp. vulgaris (sugar beet), 687 nucleotides long. RefSeq lists its product as uncharacterized. Bases 1 to 687 code for a protein of 228 amino acids. The record is from RefSeq and is a predicted model, not a curated record. The transcript is spliced from 2 exons. NCBI's taxonomy places the organism in Eukaryota, Viridiplantae, Streptophyta, Magnoliopsida, Caryophyllales, Amaranthaceae.
AUGGAGGUCCCUCCCAUUGCUGAAGAUUAUAUCAUCCAAUAUCCACUUCUCAGUGUGCCUACGAUCGCUAAGCCAGAAACUACUAUCAUAAGAUCUGAGUCUCCACCACAGCCUCCAUUUUUUACAGUUUUGAGAAUCAUUCCUAUUUGGGUUAAGUUGCCUAAUCUGCCCCUGCACUACUGGAGUAGUGAUUCUCUUAGUAGGAUUGGUAGCCUUUUAGGAAUGCCUGUGUACGCGGAUGAAUGUACCUCUAAGGCUUUAAGAGUUUCCUUUGCUAGGAUACUUAUUGAAAUGGAUGUUACACAGAAGAUUCCUAAUGAGAUACAGAUUGAAGACCCUAAUGGUGCCACUUUCAAACAGAAAGUGACUUAUGACUGGUUGCCCCCUUAUUGCAAAAAAUGUCUCAAGGUGGGCCAUAAUUGUAAAGUACAUGUGGGUAAACCUAAGAGUAUGCCUAAGCUUGUGCAGAAGUGGGUGCCAAAAGUCCAAGCAAUGGCUGAAAAAGGGCAGGUUACAGAACAAAAUGCUCAUAUUGGUGAUCCUCCAGUGCUAGUAGAUCCCAGUGAACCUAUUGUGGUCACUGGUGAUCCUAGUAUUGUAGUAGAUCUAAGUAGUGAGACUACACCUGUAACUACCCCUAAUAUACAUCAAUCAGCUACUAAAGAGAAUGAUGAGGAAGGAGUAUAG